Messenger RNA from Ziziphus jujuba (common jujube), 3709 nucleotides. Its product is annotated as receptor-like protein EIX1. NCBI's taxonomy places the organism in Eukaryota, Viridiplantae, Streptophyta, Magnoliopsida, Rosales, Rhamnaceae. Bases 222 to 2267 code for a protein of 681 amino acids. The transcript has 2 exons. Gene Ontology annotation, molecular function: protein binding. The record is from RefSeq and is a predicted model, not a curated record.
UUGGAUUAACUUGGUCUAGAUCCAGAAUUCGCUCUCCCCAAUUUUAUCCCAACAAAAAAUAAAUUUUUUUAUGGUUUCCGUUAAGUUUGCAUUACGUGAUUAAUACUUUUCAUUGACUGAAUAGUCAAAGUCCUCCAGUUCUUGUCCAGACGCUGCUAUUUCACACUAAUUCUAAUAAUACACAGUACAUGUUCGUGUGAGCACAUGUAUCCAUAUAUUCCAUGUUUUCAUGCCAAAACUACUCUGCGCAAUUGUAUACGUUUUGCAUGGGCAUUGGAAGUUUACUUAGAAUGGCUAGUGCUCUUUACUUUGGGUUCUUCUUCCUAGUCCUGUGCAUUAACAAUUCAAGUUUUUGCAGUGGAACCUCCAAAUACAAUGUGGGUUGCAUAGAAAGUGAGAGAGAAGCUUUUCUAAAGUUCAAACAAGACCUUCGUGAUCCUUCCAAUCGUUUGGCCUCUUGGGUUGAUGGUGCAGACUGGUGUAAAUGGAGUGGGAUUAUUUGUGAUAACAUCACUAGUCACGUCCACAAGCUCCUCCUUAGAGGUCCUUAUCCUCUUGAUGAUUUUGAAACUGAUGAGCUAACAGAUGCAUACAAAAGGGCGUUGUUGGGUGGUAUGGUAAACCCUUCCUUGGUGGAGUUGAAGCAUCUGCGUCACUUGGACUUGAGCAGCAAUGAUUUUGGAUCAACACCUAUCCCUGAAUUCUUUGGCUCUUUACAGAGUUUAAGAUAUCUCAAUCUUUCUCAUGCUAAAUUCAGCGGUGUCAUUCCUCAUCAACUCGGAAACCUCACACAUUUGCGGGUUCUUGAUCUCGGAAAAGUAGCAGUUGAUGUAACUUAUGACGCAUUUGGCGUGCAUUUGGACGGGUACACAAAGAGUCUUCAAUGGCUGUCUCAUCUUUCAUCAUUGCGAUUCCUAGACAUGGGUUAUGUCAACCUUUCGGAAGCAUCUGAUUGGCUAGAGGUAACUAAUUCACUCCCUUCUUUGACAGUCUUGCACUUGUCGUAUUGCCUACUCAACUUGAAUGUUCCUCCACUACUAUAUCAUGUCAACUUUUCAUCUCUAGCCACUCUUGACCUUUCGCAAAACUAUUUUCAAAGCUUUCCAAAAUGGGUUUCCGAUUUGAGAAGUUUGGCUUCUCUUGAUCUAAGUCAAACUACACUUGGUGGACUUGGUGGUGGUCCAAUCCCUGAAGGUAUUGAGAACAUGACUUCCCUAGUGCACCUCGAUCUUUCAGAGAACAAUUUUAACACCUCAUCAAUACCCAGUUGGUUCUAUAAGUUGCAUCUUUUGGCUUUUCUCGACCUUACUGAUAAUGCACUCGGAGUUACAGUAUCAAGCCACAUAACAAACCUGACAUCUAUGAUUAUGCUCGACCUCAGUGGAAAUCACCUUGAAGGGAAGUUGCCAACAUCCGUGGGAGCUCAACUUUGCAACUUAAAGGAAAUCCAUUUGCAGUAUAACAACUGGAACCAAUCGAUAUCCCAAGUGCUAGAUAGUUUGUCCGGGUGUGUUUCUAGUAAUCUUGAGGUUUUGGAUAUUGCGUUCGGUCAAAUUUAUGGUCAGUUAACUGAUCAAAUUGGGCAAUUCAAGUCUCUGACCCAUCUUGAUCUAUCGGAUAAUAUGAUUUCUGGUCCAAUUCCAGCAUCACUGGGAAACCUUUUGUCUUUGAGACAUCUGGGACUUAGUUCUAAUCAUUUUAAUGAAACUUUACCUGAAUCUUUCAAGCACCUUGCCAAAUUAGAAUAUUUGGAAAUUAGCUCAAAUAAUUUUAUGGAGGGAGUUGUUUCAGAGGCUCACUUUGACAAUUCCAAAAGAUUGAGAUAUUUAGGAGCAGGUGGAACUCCAUUAACUCUGAAUGUACAUCCUAGCUGGGUUCCUUCAUUUGAACUUGUUUCAUUAGACUUGAAAUCAUGGCAUUUAGGACCGAAAUUUCCAUUGUGGCUACGUUCACAGGAGAAUCUUUCUAGCUUGGUCUUAUCAAACACGAGUGUUGAAGAUGUCGUUCCCUCUUGGUUCUGGGAUUCUUUUGUAUUCUCGUAUUUGGAUCUUUCUCAUAAUCAAAUGCAUGGAAGAAUUAAGAAACUGUCAAAGAUUGGUUUGGAUUAUAUCGACCUUAGCGACAACCGCUUUGAGGGGCCAUUACCAAGCAUAUCUUCCAAUAUGGCUAAUUUAGAUCUUUCGAACAAUAUGUUUUCUGGUUCCAUUUCUCAGUUCUUGUGCAAUAGGCCGAGUGAGCAAAUGAAUUUGGUGAUUCUAGAUCUCUAAAAUAAUCAACUAUCUGGAGCAAUAUCCAAUUGUUGGUUAAAAAAGUGGAAGAAUUUGAUCAUCUUGAAAUUAAGUUACAACAACUUUACUGGUACUAUUCCAUCUUCUCUAGGUUCAUUGAUUUUGCUUCAAUCAUUGCACUUACGAAACAAUAACCUUUCUGGAGAAUUACGUCUGUCUUUACAAAAUUUUACUGAAUUAAGUACACUAGACCUCGGUGGGAAUAAGUUUGGGGGAAGGAUUCCUAUUUGGAUUGGAACAAGACUCUUAAAUUUGAAGAUUCUUAGCCUUCGUUGGAAUGAGUUCCAUGGUCAUAUACCUGAUCAACUAUGUGCUCUUAGUGCUCUUCAGCUUUUGGACCUUGCACAUAACAACUUGUCAGGUUGUAUACCAAAAUGUGUUUCCAAUUUCUCUUUUAUGGUUGCAAGGGACGAUUAUUUUGUGUAUACACUGAAUGUCACAGCUUCAUCCUUCAAAGAGGAUGCCAUACUCGUAAUGAAAGGUCGAGAGUUUGAAUACAGUGGACAUCUAGACUUGGUUACUAGCAUUGACCUGUCUGGUAAUUUUUUGUCAGGACACAUUCCUACAGAAAUUACUAGUCUCGCGAAUUUGCUAUCAUUGAACCUGUCGAAUAACCUUUUAACAGGAGAGAUCCCUCAUGGAAUGGGUAAAAUGGGAGCAUUGGAGUCGGUUGAUUUUUCUAUGAACAAGCUCUCAGGGGAAAUCCCUCCAAGUAUGUCCAAUUUGAGUUUUUUGAGCCAUUUGAACUUGUCCUACAACAAACUGAGGGGAAGGAUCCCAUUAGGCACUCAACUCCAAAGCUUUGAAGCAUCCAGCUAUAUCUGGAAUAGUCUGUGCAGUCCUCCACUCACCCAGAACUGUAGUGGAGAUGAUGUAAAUCCCACAGUUGAGAACAAAACGAGUAAUGGAGAUGAGGAUAAUGAUGACAAUGAAUUGUCAUGGUUUUACUUGGGCAUGGGAAUGGGAUUUGCUAUAGGAUUUUGGGGAGUCUGUGGAUGCAUCUUCUUCAACAGAACAUGGAGGCACAAUUACUUUUGGUUUCUUGACCGCAUGAAGGACAACAUCUAUGUGGCUUCAAGCUUAAAGGUGAGAUGGUUCAAAGAAAAGUUAGGGGACUGCUUUCAUAAUGCUUGAACGUCUCAAAUGCGUCAUCUUUUACAAGGUUCUGAUAGUAUCUAUGCUGGUUCCUGAAAGAUGAAGAGUUGCAGAACUUGAGUCCAGUAGGCGACUCAAACUUUAUGUUGCUUUUACUUUUAAAUUGCAGAUAGAUCAAAUUUCAAAUGCUUGGGAAUUGCAUUUCUGCAUUUGAAUUUUGAAGGAAACAAUUAGUGUAAUAAAGGCAGUUACUUUCAAUUUGGCCAAAAUAAUUGUUGAGCACGUCUUUACUUAUUUUGAUUUGGACUGGAGUAUAAGCCUAAUAU